This is a messenger RNA of Mastomys coucha (southern multimammate mouse), 2949 nucleotides long. It is a transcript of the gene Tbc1d30, whose product is annotated as TBC1 domain family member 30. Gene Ontology annotation, cellular component: endoplasmic reticulum. The transcript has 13 exons. Bases 50 to 2713 code for a protein of 887 amino acids. NCBI's taxonomy places the organism in Eukaryota, Metazoa, Chordata, Mammalia, Rodentia, Muridae. The record is from RefSeq and is a predicted model, not a curated record.
GCGUGGCCUCGCCCUCCCGGAACUGGCGGGCGCCGCGGCGGUUCGAGCCAUGGAGGUCCUUCCCGUGGGCAGGACGUGGGACCCGCAGCAAGCCGAGGAGGCGGCGGGGCACCCGGCGGGCGAGGGCGACCCGGAGCCGCAGCCCGACGGCCGCACGAGCCGCACGGCGUCCCUAGUGAGCGGGUUGCUCACGGAGCUCUACAGCUGCACGGAGGAGGAGGAGGUGGCAGCCGGUGGGGACCCUGCGUCCCAGGGCCGCCCCCCGCGCAGGGACAGCCUGGACAGCUCUACGGAGACCUCGGGUUCCGACGCAUUCCUGGGCGGCCGCGGCGCUGGCGACUCCCGAGUGCUGCAGGAGCUCCGGGAGCGGCCGAGCUUGCGGCUCCAGACGCAGUACCUGCAGCGGAAAGACUCCAGUGAGCUGAAGACCAUUCUUCGAGAGCUAAAGUACAGGAUUGGCAUCCAGUCGGCAAAGUUACUCCGGCAGCUGAAGCAAAAAGACAGGCUUCUGCAUAAAGUUCAGAAGAACUGUGACAUUGUGACAGCAUGCCUGCAGGCUGUGUCACAGAAGAGAAGAGUUGAUACAAAAUUGAAGUUCACACUUGAGCCAUCUUUGGGUCAAAAUGGUUUUCAGCAGUGGUAUGAUGCUCUCAAAGCAGUGGCCAGACUGUCAACGGGGAUCCCGAAGGAAUGGCGGAGAAAGGUUUGGUUGACCUUGGCGGAUCAUUAUUUGCACAGUAUAGCCAUCGACUGGGACAAAACUAUGCGCUUCACUUUCAACGAGAGAAGCAACCCCGAUGACGACUCAAUGGGGAUUCAGAUCGUAAAGGAUCUGCAUCGCACGGGCUGUAGUUCCUACUGUGGCCAGGAGGCGGAGCAAGACAGGGUGGUACUAAAGCGGGUGCUACUGGCUUACGCUCGGUGGAACAAGAACGUUGGGUACUGCCAAGGCUUCAACAUCCUGGCUGCCCUCAUUCUGGAAGUGAUGGAAGGCAAUGAGGGGGACGCGCUGAAGAUUAUGAUUUACCUGAUUGAUAAGGUACUCCCUGAAAGCUACUUUGUCAAUAAUCUCCGGGCACUGUCUGUGGAUAUGGCUGUCUUCAGAGAUCUCUUAAGACUGAAGCUCCCUGAGCUGUCUCAGCACCUCGACACUCUUCAGAAAACGGCAAACAAAGAGAGCGGAGGUGGAUACGAGCCCCCACUCACCAACGUCUUCACGAUGCAGUGGUUCCUCACGUUGUUUGCCACGUGCCUCCCGAACCACACGGUUCUGAAGAUCUGGGACUCAGUGUUCUUUGAAGGUUCAGAGAUCAUCCUGAGGGUGUCGCUGGCUAUCUGGGCAAAGCUGGGAGAGCAGAUAGAAUGUUGUGAAACAGCAGAUGAAUUCUACGGCACCAUGGGGCGUCUUACCCAGGAGAUGCUGGAGCAUGAUCUCCUGCAGAGCCAUGAACUCAUGCAGACAGUUUACUCGAUGGCCCCGUUCCCUUUUCCGCAGUUGGCAGAGUUGAGGGAAAAGUAUACCUACAACAUUACGCCAUUUCCAGCCACAAUUAAGCCCACUUCAGUUUCUGGGCGACACAGUAAGGCCAGAGAUAGUGAUGAUGAGAAUGGCCCAGAUGAUGAGGAUGCUGUCGCUAGUGCUGUGGGGUGCCUUGGACCACUCAGUGGGCUCCUGGCACCUGAACUGCAGAAGUACCAAAAGCAGAUUAAAGAAGUGACUGAGGGACAGACCCUGAGAUCAAACAACAUCGCAGAACUGAGCCCAGGAGCCAUCAAUUCCUGUCGAAGUGAGUACCACGCAGCCUUCAACAGUAUGAUGAUGGAGCGGAUGACCACGGACAUCAACGCCCUGAAGCGGCAGUACUCUCGAAUUAAGAAGAAGCAGCAGCAGCAGCUCCAUCAGGUGUACAUAAGGGCAGACAAAGGGCCAGUGACCAGCAUCCUCCCAUCUCAGGCAAAUAGCUCUCCAGUGAUCAACCAUCUUCUUCUAGGGAAAAAGAUGAAAAUUACAAACAGAGCAGCCAAGAAUGCAGUCAUCCACAUGCCUGGCCAUGCAGGAGGAAAAAUACCUCCGGUCCCCUAUGAAGACAUUAAGACAAAGCUCAACUCUCCAUGGCGGACUCACAUCCGAGUCCACAAAAAGAACAUGCCAAGGACCAAGAGUCAUCUGGGCUGUGGAGACACCAUAGGGCUGAUAGAAGAACAGAGUGAAGGCUGUAAGGCCAGCAGCUUGGGGGCAGCUGAGGAGUUUCCUUCCGGUUGUGCAGUAACAGCUCACAGUGAAGGCAGCAGCGGUGAUGGUGACCGGGGCACUCCGAGGAUGAUCGAAGGGCAGUCUCCUGAGCCAGUAUUUGGGGAUGCUGACGUUGAUGUGGCUGCAGUUCAGGUGAAAUUAGAAGCCUUGGAACUGAAUCAAAAGGAUGCCAUGGCAGAAACUGAGCCCAAGGGGCAGUUUCCCUGCCAGCGGCACACCCCAGAGUUAGCCGAUGCCCCUGGAGAAAACCAGACUGCCAGCAAACCUCUCCCGGGAAGCAACUCAAAAACCCCCAUCUUCAGCCCCUUUCCCAGUGUCAAGCCACUGCGAAAGUCAGCCACGGCCAGGAAUUUGGGGUUAUAUGGCCCCACAGAAAGAACCCCAACCAUGCACUUCCCUCAGAUGAGCAGGGGCUUCAGCAAGUCGGGCAUUGGGAACAGCAGCACCAAGAAGCGAUGACGCCUCCCAGUGGCUCAGCGUCUAGACUCAUGUGGUAGGGCAGCCUAAGCGCGCUAGCUUCGCCCUUCCUGUUUCAUUUGUCUAAUAAGAAUGAACUGAGAGGUUCAGAGCUGAGCACCAUCAGCCCCCAUCCAAACGGGAACCGGAAGUUCCAUGGUGGGGACCCCAUGGGACCUUUCCCCAUCUGCUGGGUAACUGGUAAAGUGGAUUCUUGUGACUAAAUAAAUCUCGUGCUU